Messenger RNA from Neodiprion fabricii, 640 nucleotides. Its product is annotated as coiled-coil-helix-coiled-coil-helix domain-containing protein 1. Gene Ontology annotation, cellular component: nucleoplasm; mitochondrion; mitochondrial ribosome. The record is from RefSeq and is a predicted model, not a curated record. The coding region runs from base 164 to 520 and encodes 118 amino acids. Gene Ontology annotation, molecular function: RNA binding. Lineage: Eukaryota; Metazoa; Arthropoda; Insecta; Hymenoptera; Diprionidae. Gene Ontology annotation, biological process: mitochondrial translation. The transcript is spliced from 3 exons.
AAAGAAGAACUAUGAUCGAAAACACAUAAAUUGUACAUACAGCGCACUCUGUCAUCAUUUUAUAAAACUAGUAAUUCGUGGUUUUCACUCCAGCAAAAGACGAAAAUUUUGAUUUCGGAACGAGUUUGAGGUUAUAUUCGAUCUAAUUUGAAGGUUUGACGAGAUGAAGAUCACAUCCCUGCUGAGAGGAGCUCGGACACCGCAAAAUCCACUAAAGGUACCUUUUCAACCGAUUCUCCCAAUACAUUUGAGAGACAAGGUAUCCGGAAAAGGAGAGAAAACAGCAGAUGUUUCGUGUCUGCAGGAAAUGGCCUUACUUUUUAGCUGUUUAGCAGAAAAUGAAUUCAAGGAGUCAUUUUGUCCGAAAGAAGUAGAGAGUUUCCAGUCGUGCUACAAAACAAAUUUGGCAAAAAGAUUCCAAAAGAAACAGGAAGAAGCGCAAGGUGGCAUUGGAAGAAAUGUCGGAUCCAUAUCAUCAGCUACAGUUAAUCGUCUUCUGCGACGAUUCCCGUCUCUUUAAAUAUGCCUAUAGACAAUAAAACGAACGGGUAGUAACCAUAUUGUAAAGAAUCUUAAGAGAGAGAAAAGAAAAUCACUGUUAAAUUUUUAUCCAAUAAAUGAUAUUUCUCAUGCCCAAGAU